UCACGCUCCCGUGCCGAUUUUAGUCUCCCCUUUUCUUCGAUCUUCUGUUCAGUCAAAUUUCAAAAUGGCUAAGGAAGCAAUAGACGCUCCUCCAAAGGGUGGGUUUAGUUUCGAUCUCUGCAGAAGAAAUGAAAUGCUAGUGCAAAAGGGUAUGAAGUUUCCCUGUUCUUUCAGGAAGACAGGAACAACCAUUGUUGGUCUAAUUUUCCAGGAUGGUGUCAUUCUUGGAGCAGACACAAGAGCCACUGAAGGGCCCAUAGUUGCUGAUAAGAACUGUGAGAAAAUUCAUUAUAUGGCUCCCAACAUCUAUUGCUGUGGAGCGGGUACUGCUGCGGAUACAGAGGCUGUGACAGACAUGGUCAGCUCCCAGUUGCAGCUACACCGUUAUCACACUGGUCGGGAGUCAAGGGUCGUUACAGCUCUUUCCCUUCUUAAGACUCACCUUUUCAGUUACCGUGGGUAUGUUAGUGCUGCUUUGGUACUUGGUGGAGUUGAUGUCACAGGGCCACAUUUGCACACUAUCUAUCCUCAUGGAUCAACUGACACUCUGCCAUUUGCAACAAUGGGUUCUGGAUCUUUGGCAGCCAUGUCUGUCUUCGAAUCGAAGUACAAGGAAGGCCUGACUAGAGAUGAAGGAAUACAGCUCGUAAGUGAGGCUAUAUGUUCUGGAAUUUUCAACGACUUGGGAAGUGGGAGCAAUGUUGAUGUGUGUGUGAUAACUAAGGGACACAAAGAGUAUUUGAGGAACCACCAGCAGCCAAAUCCUCGGACAUAUGUCAGUUCGAAAGGCUUUUCUUUUGCCAAGGGUCAGACAGAGGUUUUGACAACAAAAAUCACCCCACUGAAGGAGAAAGUGGAAAUAAUUGAAGGAGGUGAUGCAAUGGAGGAGUGAGACGUAUUUCAGAGAGGGCAGGCACUUGCUGACACUUAAUUUUGUGGAGGCAGGAAAAAGGAUGAUAUGUUUACCAAUUUAGUAUGUUUUUGAUGAUGAUGGAAUGCAAUAUCUAUGUACUUUUCACCACCAAAUCAUACUGAACUUGUGGAACAAAAGUUUUCUUAUUUUGUCAUUCUAGCCAUUCCCAUGGGGCUGCAAGUAUGAAAGUCUAGCUGCAGAACUUGGAUUGUAGGUCCCAGGAAAAAUGACUUAACAUUCAGAUUACUUUUAGUAAGGUUUCUUAUGAUAUG
Molecule: messenger RNA, 1185 nt
Organism: Telopea speciosissima
Lineage: Eukaryota; Viridiplantae; Streptophyta; Magnoliopsida; Proteales; Proteaceae
Product: proteasome subunit beta type-7-B
Exons: 9
Coding region: 65-892 (275 amino acids)
Cellular component (GO): proteasome core complex
Molecular function (GO): threonine-type endopeptidase activity
Source: RefSeq, a predicted model, not a curated record